This is a messenger RNA of Serendipita indica DSM 11827, 1683 nucleotides long. Lineage: Eukaryota; Fungi; Basidiomycota; Agaricomycetes; Sebacinales; Serendipitaceae. The record is from the annotation of a GenBank genome assembly.
AUGCCACCACGAAAACGAACAGCAAAGGCCGCAGACGACGCGGCUGAAGACGCUGCAAAGCCAGGAAAGAGACAGAAAAAGACGGAGAAUACUGACACGACCAACGCGCCAGUCAACGAGACCCCUGUUGCCAGCGCAUCUACAUUCCCAUAUUCAGAUGACAAGACGACGCGUAAUGGUACAUCUCCUGACGCGCGAGCUCACGAGGAGGACGACGAGGACGAGGACGGCGGCAACGCCACGCCAGCUGCCCGUCUAAAGGAGGAACAACGAGCAUCAGACCUUUACCUGGACACUGUCAAUCGUGCAGUCCUCGACUUUGAUUUUGAAAAAGUGUGCUCGGUCUCACUGUCCAAUAUCAACAUCUACGCCUGUCUCGUCUGUGGAAAAUACUUUCAAGGACGAAGCAAACUCACACCAGCAUUUGCACAUUCGAUUCAUGACGAUCAUCACGUUUUCAUCAACCUCGAAACCUUGCAAGUCUACGUCUUACCAGACGGAUACAAAGUCUCAGAUCCGUCACUCGACGACAUCUCCCGUGUCCUCGCACCAAAGUUUACCAAGGAAUCCAUCGCCGCCCUCUCCCACCCACAGACGGCAUUUGACCUCCAAAACGAGCCAUAUGCACCAGGGUACAUUGGCCUUAACAAUAUCAAAGCCAACGACUACGCCAAUGUCAUUAUCCACGCGCUCCUCCAUGUCCCCCUCAUCCGUGACCCUCUACUCGCAUCCAACUACACAAACAAGAGCACACAACUUCUCAUCCGAUUUGCAACGCUUGCGAAAAAGCUGUGGAACUCGCAUCUCUUCAAGGCCCAAGUGAGCCCGCACGAGUUUCUCCAAGAAGUCACGCGCGUAUCCGCCGGAAAGUUUGGUAUCAUGAAACAAGGCGACCCAGUCGAGUUUCUCGGCUGGCUUCUCAACGCGCUCCACAAGGACGCGGGCGGAACCAAGCGUCGAAACUCGAGCAUGAUCUACUCGGCAUUCCAGGGCGAACUCCGGUUGGAUACCCAACAGGUCAUCGUCAAGGACGAACUUUCGGGGCACGUCAACGCUCGUCCCGAGUUUGAUAUUGAUCGCGAAAUCAAAAGUAAUCGAUCACCAUUUCUCUUCUUGGCCAUCGACCUCCCGCCUCCUCCGCUCUUCCAGGAUGCCAUCGAGGCGAAGAAUAUCAUCCCCCAAGUCAGCAUCUAUCAGGUACUUGCCAAAUAUGAUGGGUCGACUGCGCAAGAAUAUGUCGGCCAGCUCAAGAGGUUCAAGUGCCAGCGACUUCCUCCGUAUAUCAUCCUCCACUUUAAGCGGUUUACAAAAAACAACUUUGUAGAAGAAAAGAACCCGACCAUUGUCAAUUUUCCUCUAAAGGGACUCGACUUUCGAGAAUACGUCGACAUUCCACCAGAAGAGAAAAAGUUUCCUACCACGUAUAACCUUCUCGCAAACAUUACGCAUGAGUCGACGGCUGGUACAGCGCGCGACAAGGAAAAUACGGCCUGGAAGAUUACUCUGCGAGGACCUGCCGUUGCAGGAGAUGAAGAGCAGUGGUACAGCAUCCAAGACUUGAUCGUUCAAAAGGUACAAAGGGAGAUGAUCUUCCUCGGUGAGACUGUGCUUCAAGUUUGGGAAAGGGACGACUUGAGUCGUGUACCACAAGUGUCAAAAUCUAGCAUGGAUGUUGAUUCGUAA